Molecule: messenger RNA, 2664 nt
Organism: Cloeon dipterum
Lineage: Eukaryota; Metazoa; Arthropoda; Insecta; Ephemeroptera; Baetidae
Gene: GC
Product: gamma-glutamyl carboxylase
Exons: 14
Coding region: 546-2585 (679 amino acids)
Biological process (GO): peptidyl-glutamic acid carboxylation
Molecular function (GO): gamma-glutamyl carboxylase activity; vitamin binding
Source: RefSeq, a predicted model, not a curated record
CUCGGGUAUAUAUUUAUGUAUUGAUAAAGGUGGCUUUAUUUACUGCUCUGGUUUUUGCUUGAGACUAUACAAAAGCUUGAGUAGCUAUAUUUUAGUGUGUCCCAGCCCUGUGUCCUAGAAGCUGACAAAAAUUCUAAAGCCGACCAGACACUGCGGCCUCUACGCCUGAUAACUAGUUAGGCAAACAUACAUAACAAAAACCAAGCUAAUAUAGCCCACCUGCAGUGGAAUCCGGGACGAAAGACCGCAGACUGACGAGACGACGACUUGUCAGCUGACGCAAAGAAUCAAUAAUUUUGGACGUCAGGCCGGACUGUCAGUCAAGCGUGCAGGAUGCAUGGCAGAGAUCACAACAAGGUGCCCUUUACUCGUCUCGACUGAUCUCUUGUGCAUAACCUCUGUGACACAGUCAUUCAUGACAUUAUGCAAUGGGCGCCUGCAUAUUUGUUGGAUAGGAUAAUUUACUCCCAUCAGAGUGUACACAACAAAGCCGCGUUUUAGAAUUUAUUACUCACCUUCAUAAUCUUGGGUGCAAAAGAUAUCCCAUGGCCCGGCACAUCGUCAGUGACUUAGACAAGUCAAAAUUGAAGAGACCGGCGAUGAAGGAGAAGAAGCAGAGGUGCAAGACCGACAGCCAGGAGAGAUCGAGCACUAGAUGCGACGAGGGCACUUUUGCCAAAUUAUUCGGGUUUAACACGAGUGAUCUCGCUUCCUUUAAAUGUCUCCUCGUCCUUCUUUACCGCCCCACAGAUCCAGCCUCUUUAGGAGUUGUUCGUUGCCUCUUUGGACUGCUAAUGGUAUUUGACAUCCCCGAGGAGCGGGGUUUGGCAAUUGCAGACUUUCGCUGGGGUGAUCCCCUCGAGUGCCGUUUCCCUCUCUUCAAUUUCCUCCCACAGCCUUCUCUUCAGUGCAUGAUCAUGCUAUACAUGGUGAUGUGGCUCGGAGCACUUGGUAUCACAUUGGGAUUUUUCUUUCGCACAAGUUGUGUAGCUUUCGCUAGCACCUAUUGGUACAUUUUCCUGUUGGACAAGUCCUCUUGGAAUAACCACUCCUACCUUUAUGGCUUGCUUGCUAUUUUGUUGCUUCCUUCACAAGCCAAUCUGUACUGCUCACUUGAUUCUUGGCUGUGGCCUAAGAAACAGAAAAUGGCACCACUCUGGAACUACGCCAUCCUGCGCUACCAAUUUUUCUUGCUCUACUUUUUGGCCGGACUGAAGAAGUUUGACUAUGAUUGGUUAAACGGUUACUCCAUGACUUAUCUGGCAAACCACUGGGUUUUUGAGCCCUUCAGGGUGUUCAUGACACCGGCACAAGUUGAUCUGUGGAUAAUACACGUUGGAGGAUUCCUUCUUGAUCUCACAAUUGCAUUUUGGUUGUUCUUCGACAAGACUCGACCCCCUGCGCUCUUGUUCUGCGCUUCUUUUCAUUUAAUGAAUUCUCAGAUAUUUUCUAUAGGAAUGUUCCCGUAUGUCUGCUUGGUGACACUGCCUCUUUUCUGCAAUCCAAGCUGGCCACGAAAAUUGCUCUCCAUGACAACUGUGGGAAAUGACUGUGACAGUUGCACAGAAGAUUCACCGAGUUCUUUGGAGCCAAUCUACAGUCGUGACAAAAAAGCUUUGACUUGGAAGCACUAUUUGGUUUUUUCGUGUCUUGCAACGCAUGUCACUGUACAAGCCGUCCUUCCAUAUUCCCAUUCAGUUACCAAGGGAUUCAACAACUGGACCAGUGGUCUUUACGGCUAUUCCUGGGACAUGAUGGUACAUUCGUGGAAUACAAUCCUCAUCCUUCCCAGGGUUGUAGAUAACGCUUCUGGGAAGGAGAUGUUUUUGGAUCCAGAGGCAUGGGUUCAAAAUGACCGCUGGAGCAAGCACGUUGACAUGGUGCACCAGUGGGCCAAAUGUGUUCAGAGAAAUGUUUACCAGACUCAAGGAAUCACCGACAUUUCAGUACAUCUCGACGUUUGGAGCUCGUUGAAUGGCAGAUUUCAGCAAAGGAUGUAUGAUCCGAGGGUGGAUCUGACAAAAGCUCAAUGGUCCCCGUUUGAAACGCCCUCCUGGAUCAUGCCUUUGCUGACAGAGCUAUCAUACUGGAGAAUUAAGCUGCCAGAGAUAGAAGAAGACAUUUUUAGUUGGUCGAAUCACACCGACGUCUUAUUUGUUGCUGAUUUCCCAGGGCUUUCAAUGGAAAACUUUAUUGCUCAUGGACUUGGAAACGUCAGUCUAACUGUAUUAGAAGGAGAAGUGGAAUUUAUCCAAAACACGCACAAUUCUGAAAGCAAAGUCAUUAGACGUUCAAACUUAAAAGCUGGAGAACACACUAAUGUUAAAGACUCGGCUUUUCAUCACGUGAAAACUGUAUCACACACUCCAUCCUGCUACAUGUAUACGUUUAUCAACAAAACUGCUCAGAAUCUUAAGGAAAAUUAUGAAGACUAUGUACCGAAUUCAGGCCUGAAUGUACUGGGACUGCAUGAUAGCAUGGCUCUGCGAUACAGAAACCUGAAAUUAUCACUGAAGCUAGUUUGGAACGCAUUGUUGCAUACAAUAUUUGGGGUUCCAGUACCACGUAGGGUGAAAAGGGCUUGAAUAAUCGUACUGUAGAAAUCUAUUAUGUGUUCACAAGGAUGUGCCAACUUAUGUAUUUUGCGAAAUUAUUUACUGAUGG